This is a messenger RNA of Fusarium coffeatum, 1668 nucleotides long. RefSeq lists its product as uncharacterized. The transcript has a single exon. The record is from RefSeq and is a predicted model, not a curated record. The coding region runs from base 1 to 1668 and encodes 555 amino acids. Gene Ontology annotation, biological process: NAD+ biosynthetic process. Gene Ontology annotation, molecular function: L-aspartate oxidase activity. NCBI's taxonomy places the organism in Eukaryota, Fungi, Ascomycota, Sordariomycetes, Hypocreales, Nectriaceae.
AUGGGUGAAUUACACCAAGAACCAUGGCAGACAGCCCAUCUCCAAACCCGUCCCAAAUCCUUCUCAACAGACAUCCUCAUCGUCGGCGGCGGUUUAGGCGGCGUCGCAGCAGCCCUCGGCGCUCUCAGACGAGGAAAACGCGUAUUUCUCACGGAAGAAUAUCAAUGGCUAGGUGGUCAGUUAACAAGCCAAGCCGUUCCUCCAGAUGAACACACCUGGGUUGAGCAAUUCGGCGUUACGCGCUCCUAUCGUGCUCUUAGAGAUGGUAUUAGAGAGUACUAUCGCGAUAAUUAUCCUUUGACGGAAAGCGCGAGGCGAAGACCGCAGCUUAAUCCUGGUGCUGGACAUGUUAGCAAGCUUUGUCAUGAGCCCAGGGUUGCGGUGGCUGUUAUUGAAGCUAUGCUUAUGCCGUUUAUUGGGAGUGGAUUGCUUACUGUCAAGAAACGUGUGAAGGCUGUUUCUUGUGAUAUGCUCGGGCAGGUUGUGCGAUCUGUUACGUUUAGGAAGUUGGACCUCGAGGGGAAGUUUACGGUUGAUGCAAAGUAUGUCAUUGAUGCAACAGAAUUGGGAGAUCUGUUACCUUUGACAAAGACUGCUUAUGUCACUGGUUUCGAAUCGAAGAAGGAUACUGGCGAACCGAGUGCACCCGAAGAAGCGCAACCUCAGAACUCACAAGCCGUGUCAAUCUGCUUCGCAGUGGACCAUAUCGAAGGCGAAGACAACACGAUUCCCAAACCUGAGAAGUACGACUACUGGCGCAAAUGCCACCCCGAUUUCUGGGGCGCGCCGCUCCUCGGUCUCAAAGCACCACAUCCUCGAACGCUGGAAAUCGUGGAGCGAGAAUUCACGCCUAAUCCCAACGAUGAUCCUGCGUCGGUCAUAUCUGAUCAGCGCAAGUCAGGCGGAGACAUGAAUCUCUGGACAUUCCGACGUAUCGCGGCAAAAGAUAACUUUACACCUGGCGCUUAUCAGUCUGAUAUUUGUCUUGUUAAUUGGCCUAUGAUCGAUUACUUUGAGAAGCCCAUCAUCGACGUGUCGGAAGAUGAACUACAGCAACGUUUGGCUGAAGCUGCGAGUUUGUCGUAUAGUAUGCUGUACUAUCUCCAGACAGACUGUCCAAGGGCAGAUGGCAAAGGAACAGGUUAUCCAGGUCUGAGACUGCGCGGCGACAUAACAGGCACAGAACACGGUCUCGCCAUGGCACCUUACGUCCGCGAAUCCAGACGCAUAAAAGCCCUAACGACAAUCACGGAACAAGAUCUCUCCCUCUCAGUCCGAGGGUCUCAAGGCGCAGUGCACUACCCCGACAGCGUCGGCGUAGGAAUGUACCGCAUCGACCUACACCCCUCCACAGGCGGCGACAACUACAUCGAUGUAGCAUGCUGUCCAUUCGAAAUUCCCCUCGGUGCAUUGAUACCAGUUGAAAGGCCGAAUUUGCUCGCUGGAUCGAAGAAUAUUGGGACCACGCAUAUUACUAAUGGAUGUUAUCGGUUGCAUCCUGUUGAGUGGAAUAUUGGUGAGGCGGCGGGGUUGUUGGCUGCUUUUUGUCUUGAGAGGGAUGUGGCGCCGCAUGAUGUGCAGGGAAAGAGUGAGGUUUUUGGGGAGUUUAGGGAUAUUAUUGUUAAGGAGGGUAUUGAGACGGAGUGGCCGGAUGUUUCUGGGUACUAG